Molecule: messenger RNA, 640 nt
Organism: Lycium ferocissimum
Lineage: Eukaryota; Viridiplantae; Streptophyta; Magnoliopsida; Solanales; Solanaceae
Exons: 4
Coding region: 35-364 (109 amino acids)
Biological process (GO): negative regulation of apoptotic process; protein stabilization
Source: RefSeq, a predicted model, not a curated record
UUGGUAACCCACUCUCUGAAACUUUCAAGCAAAAAUGGAGGCCGGAGACGAAGCAUUAGAGAUUAAUGAUUCAAAGGACUUACAACAACAAAGCAAAGCAUUAGAUAAACUAACUGACCAUGUUGAAGAUCGUCAACUCGAUUCAUCUCGUGUUCAAACGGCUAUGGCUUCAAUUUAUGCAUCCAAAGAAGCUGAUCUUCAAGCUAUGAGGAUGAGGGAGAAGGAACUAGCCGCUGUUAAGAUUAAUGCUGCUGAUAUUGAUAUAAUUGCAAACGAACUAGAGGUGGACAAGAAGGUUGCCGAAAGGACCUUGAGAGAGCAUAAAGGUGAUGCUGUAGCUGCAAUAAGGCAUUUGCUCAACUAGUACAACAACUACCACACCUCAGUCCCAAACAAAUUGGGGUCGGCUAUAUGAAUCCCCACUUUGUUAUUUAGCUCGUUUCAUGUCAUUUGCUCAACUAGUGCUACAACAAAGAUGAGGAAAAAACAGUGCCGGGAAAUGUUUCCUUCGAUUCUGGAAUGUACUGGCAAAGAGACUAUUAAAUGUUUAUGCUAUAUAUGUAACUUUGAUCUGUUGAAUGUUGUCUUUCAAUUAUUGUACUUGGUAAUUGCUAAUAUUGAAGUGAAAAAUUAAAAGUGA